Pocillopora damicornis (cauliflower coral) is the source of this 1478-nucleotide messenger RNA. Its product is annotated as tetratricopeptide repeat protein 39B-like. Lineage: Eukaryota; Metazoa; Cnidaria; Anthozoa; Scleractinia; Pocilloporidae. The record is from RefSeq and is a predicted model, not a curated record. Gene Ontology annotation, molecular function: protein binding.
AAAGACAUGCUGAGCUGUGCUAUGCGGAGUGUUUAUUUAUGAGGGCAUUACUCACAUUUAUUCAGGAUGAAAAUCUGGUCAGCUUCAUUCGCGGAGCUCUAAAAAUCAGAAGUGCUUAUCAAACUUACAAGACUUGCCUGGACAUGGUCACCCAUCAGCCAUCAUCUCUUCAGCAUUCACCCCAAAGAAAGGACUUUGAAGGAGGAGUUCACCUUGGCAUUGGAGGAUUUAAUUUGAUGUUGUCCCUACUUCCUGCAAAGAUAAUCAAGUUGUUAGAGUGGGUUGGUUUUUCAGGAGACAAGUUUUUAGGUCUGGAUCAUUUAGACCAAGGAUGCAGAGACCAGAACUUAAGAUCGCCCAUGUGUGCUAUGGUUCUGCUCGCCUAUCACAGUGUAAUAACUUAUUACCUAGGAAACGGCGAGGGAGACGUCAUGUACGCCGAGGAAAUUCUCCAGCCACAUCUGAAGGCAUUUCCGAAGGGAGCGAUAUUCUUGUACUACGCUGGUCGUAUAAAACAAGUUCAAGGAAAGUUGGAUGAGGCCACCAAAAGCUACAACGACUCAAUUGCAGUUCAGUCUGAAUGGAAACAGUUCCAUCAUAUCUGUUACUGGGAGUUGAUGUGGUGUUAUUCGUAUGAGGGGGACUGGGCCACAGCGUACCACUAUGCAAGUGUUCUUUUGAAGGAAAGCCGCUGGUCACGGACAUCCUACAUGUAUCUUAAAGCUUGCUUCAGAGUUAUGGCGAGAAUUACAAAUCUGGAGCUCGCGAGAGAAGACGAUCAGGGUGAAAAGGACACUGAGGAGUAUCUUUUCAGGCGACUUCCGGAAUACAAGCAGCGUAUCGCUGGAAAGUCUGUUCCAUUUGAGAAAUUUUCCAUUCACAAAGCUAACAAGUACCUGGAACAAGGCAACCAUUUAUUUCUUCCUGGAAUGGAACUUAUAUUGCUCUGGAAUGGCUUCAAAGUACUUCAUCGCAGGCCGGACUUAGUGGAACCAAUGUUGAAACUUGUCCAAACGUCGCUGGUAGAGUUAGAAGAAACUAAAGGUAAACUAUAAUUAGUAAAAAUUACAGUCGAAAACGCACCAACACAGGUUUCCUAUUAAAUCACCUUUUUUAUUCUAGAAAACCCAUAUUUCUGCUAUUACAUCUACGGUUCAACUAACGAACAUAUAUGACGACCUUUUUCCGAACAAAACCAUGCUCACGAGUUUCCGGUUCCUUAUUCACUUAUUUCCGUGUUAUUGGUACCGCCUAACCAUGAAUACUCCAGGAGUCCUGGAUAAAGAGUAGCAAUGUGAAAUUUAAGCCCAGUCAAGUACUGCAUCACAUACAGCAUUAUAUUGUCGGCGGCUAUGAUUAGAACCCAAACCCCGUCGAGGAGCAGACUUGCAGUUUUGCGUAGACCUUUCAACUGCACUUACCUCUUUAGUUCCAGGUCCCCAGCGUCAUUCCAAAUUUGUUCAUAUUUAAAAAACAAA